CCAAACUCGAUACUUUUCGAUCAAAACUACUCUCCUUCCAUUCUAGCUUUUACUCUCACCGUGUUCUUCGAAUUGAAAAGCUAGGUCACAGGGGGGAAGAAGCUCGUAGAGUGGAAUCCAGUCAUAAUUGACUGAAUCGACUACUGAGUCGCGCGAGCUAAAGGGAAUAACAAGAAGGAGGAAGAACAUUUCGGUUUGAUUUCCGAGUAUAAUUCAGUCAUCACAAUCUUUCCACUGUCAAUGCAAGUUUUUGUGUAUUCUAGCACUGUGUAUUCUUGGUGAAAUGAAUUCAAUCUCUUUGUUUGUGCAAUUAGUUUUUUGCAUCUCACUUUAGCUCACAUGUGUACCGUGCAUUGCUGCAGAUGGUAUGAUUUUUGCAUGCUUUUGAAAAAUGGGGAAGGAGGAAAGCCCGCAGGCUGCAAGAAGGACAACCAGGUCUUCUUGUGCUGCUGCUUCAAAUGGCGAGGUUGGAAGGUCGACUUUCACUCCGCUCCACAAUCCAACAGUCAGUGACCUUGCUUUUGGAGGGGAACCCCUUAGCUCUGAAGACCUGCGGUCUGGUUUCCCAGCUAGGCGUCCUCAGAUUCUUGAGCUUGUGCAUCUCUUGGGUCCACCCAGUUCCCCUAUGCUCCCUUUGUUUGUCUAUGGAGGUGCUUCUACAGGCAAAACCACCGUCAUUCUUCAAGUUUUCAGGCACCUUAAUCGUCCAUUUGUCUAUGCAAGCUGCCGUACUUGUUAUAGUCCGCGGAUCUUGUUUGAGUCCAUCUUAAACCAGUUGUUACUUCAUAGAAAGAACGAAGCCAGCGGCUACUCAAGUGCAAAACGAUGUGAAAAGCCAUCUGAUUUUGUGAACUUUCUCCGUGAAGAUGUUGGCAAGGUUGUUGAUAGUCUCAAGGAUCGCUCAGGGAAGCGGAAGUCGAAUAAGUCGCGUAAAUGGCCGAAGGGAGAUAUCCUCUAUUUGAUCAUUGAUAACUUGGAGUUGGUGCGGGAGUGGGAUAAAAGUUCCAGCUUAUUGCCUUUCCUGUUCAAUCUCUAUGAUAUUCUGAAGUUGCCUAAUUUCGCCUUGAUAUUUGUUAGCAGUAGCUCACCGGAUACAUAUUACUCAAGUAUGGGUUACAUAGAGCCUAUUCCUGUCUUUUUUCCUGAAUAUACAGAAGAAGAUCUUCGCCAACUACUGAUAAGGAAUCAAGCAAACCAGAAGCUGUACAGCUGUUUUCUUGACAUUGUACUCAGGCCAUUCAGUAGAGUAACUAGACGACUUGAUGAAUUAAGCACAGUCUUUUCAUCUUUGUUUCAAAAGUAUUGUGAACCACUGAGCGAUACGAGUUCGUUUCCCAAUGAUGAGAUGAAGAGAAGAUUGUUUAGUCACUUCCGGCCUUACAUUUCCCCUGCUUUGAAUGAGAUAUUUUGGGGGCCAUCGCAGUGUUUAUCUGGAAUUGAAUCUGGGAAGGUUACUAGGCAGAGAGGUAGCAUAAGAAAGCAUGAAGACAAUGAAGAUUUUACCGAGAUUGGUUUCCAUAUGUCCACUGCUGCAAAGUAUCUUCUUAUCUCAGCUUUCCUUGCUUCAAGAAAUCCGGCUACCCUGGAUGCAUCUUUGUUUGACUCCACUGGCGGUUCAGAUAAUCGCAAGCGUAAGAGGAAGGCCUCCGAAAAGUCGAUGGAGCAAAAGGAAACUGUAGAACAAGAAUCACUUAUGAAAGGACCCGGAACAUUCCCAUUGGAGAGACUACUGGCUAUUUUUCAAUGCAUAACAUCUGUAAUCGAUGUGUCGAUUGACGAGGAGGAACAUGGAGAUGGGUUUUCCACGGAUGGCGGAAACAGCAGCUGGCUCAUGUCUAAUGUUCUAUCGCAGCUAUCGAGUCUGUGUGAUGCUAAUUUCAUAGCCAAAGGGGGAAGCUGCCCCUUGGAAGGUUCAACACGGUAUCGAUGCACCAUUUCUGAAGAUUUUGCUCUGAAGGUAGCUAGAAGCAUCAAGUUUGCUCUUCCAAACUACUUGUGUAGAAGGUAAUCUGAGCGAGGGAAUGGAUAAAGGAACUGAGACAACAACCGACCAAAAGGGUUGUUUUCUUUUCUCUGUAGUGGAAUGUCAUUCCAAAGCAGCCGUGGGGUUCGAGGUAUCAGCACAAUCACAUAUAUGAUUAGACGUGGGCUGGUAGUUGGCUGGCUGAACUUAACUUGCCCUGCUGUGCACUAGCAGUUGGAAGUUGUGGUUCCUUUAUAAUUUGGUAGGUGCUGAGAUCCGUGAAUACUGGUGUACUUACUUGUCAUUACUUCCUUUCACUGGUACGUAAUAGCAGGCACUGCUACCUGCUGCAGUGGCAGAGUUUGUAGAAACAGUAGAACAGUUUGGGCAAGUGGAUGUCUCUGGGUUGGGUUGGGUUGGGUUGGCUAGCCACUUCAAAGCCAAAGAAAGGCCUUUUGCCUUUGUGUUAGUUAGGUGUGGGAUUGGUUGAUGGAAAUGGGAUUUCUGUAUGUUGUUCGAUCGGACCAACUACCUUAUUUGGGAUAAAAAAGGCUUAUUCAGUAUUUUUUAACCCUAUGGGGUCAAUCCCACUGAUUUUGUCUCGACCAUUCAACUGGCCACCUACUCUAAUCUACUUAUUGUUAAGCCAACCAUCUACCCCCUUUUAACCCUAUGACUAUGAGUCGUAUCUAGAGUCUCGAGCAUAUGGAAGUGGAAUAAAGAGAUCACGAUGAUCACAGCUCGGGGAGUCGGGAGAAGCUGCAAACUCAAGGGGAGACUGUUACCUUAAGAAUUUGCUUUGUUAAUAAUUUCUUUGUUUUCACUUUGUUUUAUUAAGAACUUCGUUGUCAACUUCCUUUUUUAUGACUACUUCAGUUUUAAUGACUUUUGAAUUGUCAAGUAC
This is a messenger RNA of Linum tenue, 2867 nucleotides long. Lineage: Eukaryota; Viridiplantae; Streptophyta; Magnoliopsida; Malpighiales; Linaceae. The record is from the annotation of a GenBank genome assembly.